AACACAAAGAGAAAGACAACCAUUCACACCUAUGGGCAAUUUAGUGUUUCCACCUAACCCCACUAACUGAGAACAUGCAAACUCCACACAGAAAGACCCCAGCCUGAUGGUGGAACCUAACUCAGGACCUUCUUGCAACAUUAGAAGCUCAUUUAUUUCAGUCAAACAUUUUCAAAAUAACUACAUAUGACCUCUGUGAACCCCAUUAGGAGUUAAAGGGUAAAGGAACCCUUCUGUUUCUGACUGCAAACCUGCAGACAAUAGUCACAUUUUUCAGUGUUUUUCAUUGUCGCAGUAAUUUGGUAACAUAUAUCUAUAGAAACAAGAGCUUCUAUUAACUAAUUUGGGUCACUUAUUUUAAAAAAAGAAAGAAAGAAAGAAAGAAAGAAAGAAAGAAAGAAAGAAAGAAAGAAAGAAAGAAAGAAAGAAAGAAAGAAAGAAAGAAAGAAAGAAAGAAAAAUGUAAAUAAAUAAAGUUACAAACGGGACGGUUGUGUGUGUCUAAAUCCCCUUCUCGUCCGCUGGGCGGCAGUAGGAAGCUGUAAGUCUCGCGAUACUACCUCUUUUCUCCUUGAUGAGGAAGAGUCGCGGAAGCGGUAGAAGAUUUUCCUGACGGCUCAGCAAGCGACCCAUCAAGUCAGAUAAAACUACCCGGCUAACCAGCGUUUUAAGCAGCUUUACAGGUCGGAUAGACACCCGGACUGAAGGAUCACGAUGACAGCCGCGCCUUACAACUACUCUUACAUCUUCAAAUACAUCAUCAUCGGUGAUAUGGGAGUCGGGAAGUCGUGUCUGCUGCAUCAGUUCACAGAGAAGAAGUUCAUGGCAGACUGUCCUCACACCAUCGGGGUGGAGUUUGGGACGAGGAUCAUGGAGGUCCACGGGCAGAAGGUGAAGCUGCAGAUCUGGGACACGGCGGGUCAGGAGCGGUUCAGGGCCGUCACCAGGUCCUACUACAGGGGGGCCGCCGGGGCCCUCAUGGUCUACGACAUCACCAGGAGAAGUACCUACAAUCACCUGAGCAGCUGGCUGACGGACGCCAGGAACCUGACCAACCCAAACACGGUGAUUAUUCUGAUCGGCAACAAGGCCGACCUGGAGGCUCAGAGAGACGUGACGUACGAGGAGGCCAAACAGUUUGCCGAGGAGAACGGUUUGCUGUUUCUGGAGGCCAGCGCCAAGACAGGCGAGAACGUGGAGGAGGCCUUCCUGGAGGCAGCGAAGAGGAUCUACCAGAACAUUCAAGAUGGCAGCCUGGACCUGAACGCCGCCGAGUCGGGAGUCCAGCACAAACCUUCGACGCUGCAGGGGGGACGCCCCAACGCCGACAACCAGCCGGCGAAGGAAGGCUGCAGCUGUUAACCUUGGACAGAAAGUACAAACGCAUCGAACAGACCGACACACAGACUCCGCCGGGCACUAACACUCACACCCAGAACCGGCCUACACUCAUCAUCGGCGCUGUCCACCCGCCGUUUUCUAAUCCAAAGCAAGAUUCAGCAAUCCUCCAUCCA
Molecule: messenger RNA, 1513 nt
Organism: Oreochromis aureus
Lineage: Eukaryota; Metazoa; Chordata; Actinopteri; Cichliformes; Cichlidae
Product: ras-related protein Rab-14-like
Exons: 8
Coding region: 714-1361 (215 amino acids)
Biological process (GO): endocytic recycling; phagosome maturation; defense response to bacterium
Cellular component (GO): Golgi apparatus; trans-Golgi network; recycling endosome
Molecular function (GO): GTPase activity; GTP binding
Source: RefSeq, a predicted model, not a curated record